AACAGAGACACCUGGCACAGUGUGAUGGUGCGUAUUGACGUGCACGGAGCCAAGCUGAUUGCCAAAGUGGAUGACAAACUGGCCGAGACCAACAUCCUCGGACUGGAUGCAUCCAACAGCUAUGGUGUCGCCACAGACCUUACGUCCGUUGUUCUCAUUGGAGGUCUAAGUCCCGAAGAGAAGUUGCAUGGCGUAAAGUACAUAAUUGAGUCAUUUGUUGGCUGCAUCAAAGACAUGGUUCUGAAAGCGGGUAAAGCUGCCUUUGACUUGCUGCCCAUCAAACCCCUCAUAGCAACUAAACACGACAAUGUACAGGAGGGGUGCAUUAACAAAUGUCGCACCCGUGAGAACCUGUGUUUUGUAGGCAGCAUGUGCAUCAAUCAUUACAACGAAUUGUCAUGUGACUGCUUCGGAACCUGCUACGAGGGAGAACUAUGCGAUGUUUACACGGCGACAAUUCUAACACUGAGAGGCUCCUCGUACAUGUCGUACAGAGUCUAUGAUUGGAAGGAUCGUGUCCACUCCAGUGUCAACCGUAUCGGCAUUCAUUUCAAGACGUGGUUCAACGACUCAGCUCUGUUCUACGCGAGUGGCGAGUCACCGCGCCACCACCACAUCGCCGUGUCCAUAGUGAACGGCAGUGUGCUGGUGCAUGUCGACAUGGGCGAUGAGUCAGCUGCCACCGUCAGCCAGCUGGGCACAGCUGUCAGCAACAACAGCUGGCACAACCUCACCAUUCUGCACAGCCACGAUCAGCUGUUGGUGUCGCUCGACGAUGACGUCAGGCUGUUGGAUCUGGGUGAAGGUCAGCUGCAGCAUCUCUACAUUGACCCGGAGAUAUACAUUGGCGGCGGGCCUGAGCUGCACAAGAGGAAAGGCCUCCAGUCCCACAACAAUUUCGUCGGCUCCCUGAAGUACGUCUACUUCAACGAUGUGUCCAUUCUGUACGAGCUGAAGAAGAACAACCCCAAGGUGCACUACAUCGGGGUGCUGGAUCCUCUCUAUGCCGAAGAGGACGUGGAUGACAUCCCUAUCACGUUUCCCUUCCCUGUCGCACACGUGUGGUGGACCAACGAUAACCCGGACGCUCUCUCUCUAGCUUUCGACUUCAAGAGUAGUCGUGCUAUGGCUGUGCUUGCCUAUUCCGAAGUUACUACCGCUACUGGUCAAGGAUAUUGGGAGGUGAGACUGGUAAACGAAGAGAUCCGGUUUGAACUGGUUCCCGACGUGACAAAGAACGUGACUCAUCUAACCACCCUCAAGUACGAGAACAAGGGGGCGUGGCAUACCGUAGAGUUGAACUACACAAGAGGAGAACUAGGCCUGGCUGUUGAUUUCAAACACAAAGAAGCCGAUCUCUACGGAUUGAAAUUCAAAAUGAGCAAAAAAGUUAUCAUUGGAAGUGGGAUUGGAGCCAAAGCUAGUCUUGGGCUGAUUGGAUGUAUGCGGGAAAUAAUAAUCAAUGGUGUACAGAUGGAACCGCGCUACUUAGUGCGUACUCAUCACACUGUGGGACAGGUAUCUCUGGACAACUGCCAGCUGGUUGACCCGUGCAAGCGGCCGAACGCGUGUGAACACGGCGGCAAGUGUCAGGUGAAGGAUGACCGACUCACCUGCGACUGCAAGGGCACCGGAUACAUCGGCAAGAACUGCCACUUCGCGAAAUUUCGUAAAACUUGCGAAGAACUCGCUCUGCUCGGCUACUCUAAGCCCGACGUCUACCUGAUCGACAUUGACGGAAACGGACGAUUUCCGCCCGCCCAUGUCAAGUGUGAGUUCCAGUCGCUGGAAAACUCAACGAAAACUAUCGUCGAACACAAUCUGCCCAGUCAAGUGGACGUACGCAGCCUGGCGGAAAACGACUUCAGUUUCACGAUCACCUACCGCGAAUUCACCUCAGAGAUGCUGCAAGAGUUGAUCUCCCACUCGCUCUACUGCAGUCAGUACAUAAAGUACGACUGCUACAAGGCUCCUUUGGAACUGCACUCGGCCACUUGGUUCAUAUCAGCUGCUCACAAUGGCACUGUUGACUACCUGGGCAACGUGAAAGAGGGGGUCUUGUCCCUGUGCUGGUCAGUUGUUCAUUUAAUCAUUCAUUUGUAAUAUUACAUUUUUUCUCGAUUAAAAUCGAAUCUUCAAUUCGAGAUCUAUAAAACUUGGUAGUAAAUAUCAGAGUAAUCGAUAUGCGGACAUUUUUUUAACUGAGAAUUUAUCGUAAAUAAUGUGUUGCAUUCCAUGG
Nilaparvata lugens (brown planthopper) is the source of this 2239-nucleotide messenger RNA. Its product is annotated as contactin-associated protein-like 5. NCBI's taxonomy places the organism in Eukaryota, Metazoa, Arthropoda, Insecta, Hemiptera, Delphacidae. The transcript has 12 exons. The coding region runs from base 25 to 2103 and encodes 692 amino acids. The record is from RefSeq and is a predicted model, not a curated record.